Molecule: messenger RNA, 264 nt
Organism: Eimeria tenella
Lineage: Eukaryota; Apicomplexa; Conoidasida; Eucoccidiorida; Eimeriidae
Product: DNA-repair endonuclease subunit, putative
Exons: 3
Coding region: 1-264 (87 amino acids)
Source: RefSeq, a predicted model, not a curated record
AUGAAAGUCGGAAGGGAACAGCCGUCCCUCCAGAGGAUUGCCGAAAUCGACAAACUUGUUUUGGCGGGAGAAGGGCCCUCUUCAGAGGCGCCGAAGCAGCAGCAGCAGAAGCAGCAGCAGCAGCAGCAGCAGCAAACGUCUAAUCCUCCCACGCCCUUGGCAAUCGAAGAUGCUGCUGCUGCUGAUGCUGGGGGGCCAGCAGACAGCAGCAGCGGCCAGCAAGGGGACAACGCGGACGAGAAAGGACUGAGCGUAAAGGAGUGA